UUUGCGACGUGUUGCAAGCAGGGUGUAAUCUCGGGAGGUCUCAAAGCGAGCGCAGUGAGGAACAAAUAGCGUGAAGAUUUAGAAAACGUGCAUUAAAGCUAACGGGGCUUUUGCAACAUUUCCGCAAGAAGGCAGCCCCCGUUGACUUUAGACUAUUUAAAACUCUCUAGCGACGAGAGAUAGUUCGUUUAGCUGCUCUUUUCGUAACUUGGGAAAAAGUUUAAGGCAAGGCUUGCACGGCUCGGAGUACCCACCUCAGAGCAGAAAGUCAAGUCCGGUGGUCGGUAGUUGAUUCUGCAGGAAUGUCGCAGAGAGAGAGACCCAAGUUUUACCGGCAGGACGUCAACAAGACGAUAUGGGAAGUCCCGGAAAGAUACCAAAACCUGUCCCCGGUUGGCUCUGGCGCCUACGGAACCGUGAGUUCUGCAUAUGAUAUGAGUACUGGUUUGAAGGUUGCCGUGAAGAAGCUCUCUCGGCCAUUUCAGUCCAUCAUCCAUGCCAAGAGGACGUACCGAGAGCUGCGGUUGCUUAAGCACAUGAAACAUGAAAAUGUGAUUGGCCUCCUAGAUGUCUUCUCCCCUGCUACUUCUCUGAAGGAAUUCACUGAUGUGUAUCUUGUGACUCACUUAAUGGGGGCUGAUCUCAACAACAUAGUGAAAUGUCAGAAACUCACAGAUGACCAUGUGCAGUUCCUCAUAUACCAGAUCCUCAGAGGGUUAAAGUAUAUCCACUCAGCAGACAUCAUUCAUAGAGAUUUGAAACCUAGUAAUCUGGCGGUGAAUGAAGACUGUGAGCUGAAGAUUUUGGACUUUGGGUUGGCGCGGCACACUGACGAUGAGAUGACUGGCUACGUGGCCACCCGCUGGUACCGUGCCCCAGAGAUUAUGUUGAACUGGAUGCAUUACAAUAUGACAGUGGAUAUUUGGUCAGUGGGGUGUAUAAUGGCAGAACUCCUCACUGCAAGAACUCUGUUUCCUGGUACUGACCAUAUAAACCAGCUUCAGCAGAUAAUGCGUCUGACAGGAACGCCCCCAGCAUCUCUAGUCAACAGGAUGCCCAGCGCUGAGGCCAGGAACUACAUCAGCUCCUUGCCACAAAUGCCCAAGAGGAACUUUGCUGACGUGUUCAUUGGUGCCAACCCACAAGCUGUGGACCUUCUGGAGAAAAUGUUGGUUCUGGACACUGACAAGAGGAUAACAGCUGCGGAGGCUCUGGCUCACCCCUACUUCGCUCAGUACCACGACCCAGAUGACGAGCCCGAGGCCGAGCCGUACGACCAGAGCUUUGAGAGCCGCGAGCUGGAGAUUGAAGAGUGGAAACGAUUAACCUACGAGGAGUUGUGUAGUUUUGAGCCACCUAUCUUUGACGAGGAUGACAUGGAGUAACGAGACGUGCUACCCACAUCGACCCCAGCCUCCAACAAUUCGAAACAACCUCGAACUUGUGCAUUAGUGUUCUCUCAGACACACUUGUAUCAGAGUGCCUACCAACGUUCGUCAGUCUUUAUUAACCGAGGAAGCAUUGUCCACGAUUAGCUCUUGUAAGGAGAUCAUUACCAGCGCAGGAGAAAAGGAAGAGUUUGACCAAUUAUCAUUAUUCUUAUUUAUGAACCACUAAUGUUGAUGGUCCGUUGCUGGGAAAUGUCACUUCUUGCCGGUAGCUGAAAUAAUUUUAUAUUCUUCAGAUUUUUAAAAAGAUUUAGACUUUGAUGACUCAUCACUGUGACACUGAGAUGCUGAAACGCCUGGACCUAUAGCUGUGCUAUUCUGUGUUUUAAAAUUUUCUAUUGAGUAACUUAUGAAUAAGCUUUUGUUGUCUAUCAGUUGAGAAAGGAUUACGCUAGUCUACCACUCACCCUGCCAAGCUGUCACAUAUAGCACUGGGUCGCAUGUAUUUGUAAAAUUACUUUUUUGAUUCAGCUAUCGCCAUGAUUGUUCCUAUAUUUAAAAAGUGAACUCUGAAGGGAUUCAUAUCUGUGACAGUAGUUUUUAGGUUUUUAGGUAUUUGUCAAUUUGAGAAUGUGCCUGUUCUGUGUAGUCGCUGACAUUUUUAGUGCUCAACAACUGAAUUUUUCACAUUUUAAUGUUUAUUUUGAUUUAUUUAGAUGCUCAGUGAGACUGUAUACAUUGUGGCUACACACAAAAAUCUGAGCCUCUGCUGUUUAAGGACAGUACUAUUCAACAAGGCACCUAAAUAGGAAAAAAAACAUUCAUUCGUACAUGCUCUGCUCAAAAAUAUGUAAAUAUCUGUGCCAUAUUUUUUUAAAUCUCUGACGUACUGUCGAUGUGUUAUGAAGCAAUCACUUUUUAGUAUGUUCAUCAGUUAAAGACUUUGUGUGCGUUUGUGAGAGUGUGUUGUUGGUUUACAGGAAUUUUAAGUGUCAUGCUAAAACCUCUAAUAGAAAUACUGCUUAAAUGUGUUUAAAGAGGGAUUUCAGAUGUAUUUAUACUUUGUGGAGGUGGUAUUUAUAAACAACAAUCGAAUGAUCCCUUAAACUAUUUUCAAUCCUGCAGAGUAACUACCAUCUUCAGUCCUUUGUUUAACAAAAUAAAGACUUAUUUUUAAGAGAA
Messenger RNA from Dicentrarchus labrax (European seabass), 2570 nucleotides. RefSeq names its product mitogen-activated protein kinase 14a (gene mapk14a). Gene Ontology annotation, cellular component: nucleus; cytoplasm. The transcript has 12 exons. The record is from RefSeq and is a predicted model, not a curated record. Lineage: Eukaryota; Metazoa; Chordata; Actinopteri; Moronidae. Gene Ontology annotation, molecular function: MAP kinase activity; ATP binding. Bases 303 to 1385 code for a protein of 360 amino acids. Gene Ontology annotation, biological process: intracellular signal transduction; protein phosphorylation.